GGUUGUUCACAAAACUGCAACUGAGAGAAAGGCAACUAGAAUUAAGAACCGCUGAGAGAAGAGCCACUAGUGUUAAGGACCGCACUGAUUUGGGUGAGGAUGGAAAAUAAUUCUUAAGUUCUAAUUAAUGUAUUAGUGGAUCUAGUUCACGCGUCUUUUCUAAGAAGAGGCGCCCUGCAAAUGUGCAUAGCAGAGUAAUAUUUGCCUAUGAGAGAAAAUGCUUCCCAACUUACGACAGAGAAAAUGGGUCAAAAACACCAACCUCGUAGAGCUGAACAUACUCAUAUUUUUCGAUAUUGUGCUUUUAUCAAUAAUUGUUCUGAUAUAAGUUCAAUUCAUACAUGUACACUGAUCGGCGAACGGCAAAUGCAAUCAGCACGAAUGUAAAUGCAUUCCAUGCAAGUGUAAGUGAUGGCUUUUCAAAAGAUCUAAUCUAUCAAAAGUUCUCAAUUGAUCACCAUUUCCGAGUAGAAUCUCUUUGAUUUCACAUGGAAAGACUACUAAGCAUAUGUGUCAAAACAACAUCAGAAGUGUAUGCAUUGUUUAAGUGCCAACUGAGUAAAGCUAAAACACAGAAAAACUUGAUAAAAUAUAUCACUUCCAGAUUAAAAAAAUUACACAUUUAAGCAAAACAAUUCACUGUCUCUACGAAUAUAGGUUCCUUGAAGGUGAACAUUAUGGUAUUCUUUCUCGCUCACGCGCUGUUAGAUAAACCUCCCUUCUUUAUUCACAUUUUUCACAGUUGCUAUUUGACUCAAGACUACGAAAGACUCGCGAGUCAUGGCACACGUACACUGCCACGGAAAAUGAAGCAGACAAUAACUCCGAGUCGUAACCCAGAUAAUAUUAAUUUCUCUUGAAAUAACUACUUUUUAAUUAUGCAGGCGUCUAUCAGCCUUCGUCGUGCUGUUUUCCUGUUACUUUCAGCUAUGGCUUUGUUUUAUAUAUUUUUAAAAACGUGCGUUUCCUGUCAUGGGUCAAAGGCUGCAGCGAGGUCGCCCAAAGCUUAUCAUUUGAUAAUCUGCAACCAGAUUCAGUGCAGUAUUUUAUGAUGUGCAACCCAGCCUGCUCUCUCAUUUUUUCUCGAAAACAUAAGGAACAGCCAACAAAUGCAACCGUCCAUAGAAGUCUGUAAUAGGAGCAAAAGUAGGAAAAAUGAAAAGUUACUUUAAUUUCGCCUACAAUAUUUUAUUCAUUUUUCAUUUUGUGUUGGGAUUUACUACAAUCUAGUGAUUUUGUAGACUUGGUUCAUUUGUAUAAGUUGUUCUUAAUCAUACGAGGCAUGACUCUGGCGACCGUGCCCUCUUCGCGUUUGCAAUUACGCAGUCGUUUGACCGCCAUGUCUGCAAACAGUGACGUAACUGCUUCAAUAAUCAGAAGCCAUAUUAUCAUGAUUCGUUCUUCUCCUCCGUUGACAAAAGACGUUUGAGAGGGAAGAAGAGAGAAUCCUAGAAUUAAAAUUGAACACCCGUCUCUCAAUUUUUUAGUACAAAGACCUCCUUUCCAACACAUUUCUAUUUUUGUUCCUUACAGAGUAUUAGUCAUGGGUAACAGCGUGGAUUGUUGUUACAACUCGCGCUGGUCCUACCAGUGCAUUUUUCCUUGCAUUCGUUAUUGUACAUACUCAGGACGCCGGGUCUUUUACAACUUUGACGGCACGGAAAAGAUUCAACCACUCGUCUAUAUUUACCAUCCCCAGGACGAGCGCGGUGUUCACUGUUUUCCAGAAGCUCUUUAUGGCAUUGAUGACGACGAUGAUAUAAAAAAUCAAAUGCAAAGCCAUGAUGGUGUGUACACGAACAUUUGUAAGAACUAAAAUGAUAAACUGUGAUUGAGCAAUUGAAAGAGUGGGACCAACUAACUUGAGAACAAUUACAGUAACUGCUGCUUUAAUUACUGACUGAUUAACUUGAAGAACUCACGCUGAAACAUACAUUAUCAUAAUGUAACCUUGGAACAAAUGCUACCUGAUAUAUGGAAUUCCUAAGGGUAAAAAAUUGUAUCGAUUAAUCUGACUUUCUGAUAACACAGGGCUUAAUGGCGCUGGUCAGAUCGCAGCGUUGUGUAAGUAUGCAGCGGACAAUGGCUACACCAUUCGCGCUGUGGGCACAGGUUCCUCUUGGUCUCGUCUCACCCACACUAGAGACAUACUCGUGGUCAUGACAGAUUUGAACAAGAUUCUCGCAGUCGCACCACCGACACCGGAGGAUUCACAGUCGGUGGAUUCAGAAAUGGAAUCAACGGAAACGACAUAUGAAGUCGAAGUGCAAGCCGGGAAACUCGUUGUAGAUUUUGUCAAGGAACUAGACAAGAAACAUAACCUGGCGCUCAAGAUGAUAGGAAACUACGCAGGCCAAACGGUUGGAGGAGUGGCGAGUACUUCCACUCAUGGAUCAGGAUGGUUCAGUGGAACAAUGGUAUGGUUAAUGGAGUGGUGAGAGAUAAUAUAUCAUAUUGUAAUUGGGUGAUCUUGCGGCUACGUACAUUCUCGGCCACCAUACGAAGAAGUAGAUCAAGUCUAUCUCUCUUAAACAAAAUUCAGAUAAUUUCCUCAUGAUCGAAAUGUUUAAGAAGACGGCUGGACGAAAGAGGAUUGACAAUUUUGACUAGAAUUGUAGUUGACCAACUUUCACGACUUACGCUAUAUUAUGUAAGAUCCACAUAUCAAGCUCUCGUAGUGUUCUGGUCACGUGACAUUCCAAAUAUGGUAAUAUACGUUCACAAUGCAAAGAUUGUCGAACUACAUCUUUGAGACAAUUCCACGGCUUCUUAUGGCCAUAAAUUUACCAAUGAUGAUUAUCAAAGUGUUUGUAUGACCAAGGUUUCUCUCCUCAAUUUUUCAAAGGGAAGAGCAUGUCUUAAGUUCAUUGACUAAAUAAUCUUAAUAAUUUAUGUCUCGUUUGCAGUCCACUUUUGUAGUGGGUCUUCACUUAAUCGUACGUGGUGGAAUCCAAGUGAAGGUACGUGGCGGCCCCGAAACCAUUGCGGACUGCGAAGCAAAGAUCGAUAAAGCCAAAUACGGAGAAGACCCGGUCGAGAUUAACAGUGAUGAGGUGUUAAAGGCAUGUCAAGUAGGCUUAGGAUGUAUGGGGGUAAUCUAUUCCAUUACCUACAGCUGUGUUCCUAUGUACAAUCUGGAGGAAAUCAGAAAAAUGGAACAGGUCUCUUGGCCAGAAGCGACGAUGACCGAAGACGAGGAAGGCAACAACGACUGUGACGAUCCGUUAGUGGGUAAGAAGUUGCAAUUGGGAGAGGUUCUUGAAAAGUUUGCUGAAAUGUACAAGACAAAAGAUGCAGAAUAUUUCUCGUUUUUCGUCAAUCCAUACCCACUAGGACCAAGGUAAGGCCUCAGGGCUACUUACUAAAGCAGGAUGAGCUCUUUAAUACGAACGUUAUAUAGCUGGCUGUAUUCGUAGUGGUGCUUGUGGUGAAAGCUAUGGUAACAGUGAUGGCGUUGGAUACGGAGAUGGUGAUGAUAGAAGUUUUUGCUGAGUAUAGAGGUGAUGGCAGUGUUUGUAGUACUAGCACCGGUUGUUCGAAGGUUGAAUAACGCUAUCCACUGAAAAAGUCGCUCUCGGGUAGAUACUGCAGUACCUCUUGUUAACACUUAAACCGGUAUACGCUGGAUAGUAAUUUAUCUGAUAACUGGAACCUAGUGAUUGUGGCAGUGAUAUUUAUGGUGGUGCUGCUGGUAUUAGUGGUAGUAGGGUUGACAGUGGUGUCUGAGUCUUAGUGCUGGUAAUAGUGAUGAUAUAGCGAUGGAGUUAGGGGAUGUGCUGCUGCUGAUAAUAGUAGUUAUGGUGGUAAUACUCUAACUGAUUACAAGGGUAGUGUCAAUGGCAGCAGUGGGAGCCAUGGAGAUGGUUGUCAUGGUGUUGCUUAUGUUGGUGCUGGUGUAAAUGCUGAAUUUAGCGGUAGUGACGGUUUUGGUGCUGAUGCUAAUGCUAGCGGGGGUAGAAGAAAUGUUUAUGGUGGUGAAAGUGCUGGUAACAAUGCUGGUGGUAGGUAUGGUGAUGGUAAUAAUGGUGGUGAUGGUAGAGGCGCUGUGAUGGCGAUGGUGGAAGUCUUAAAAGACUCAGUACAUUUAAUUCCAAUUUAGGUCUCACUUCAUGAUUCCUUUCCCCGUUUAAGGUGGCGUUGAAAGUAAUUAUCUCGUUACCUCCUUGCUCCCUCAGGGAUGACAAGCAUAUCGAAAUGGCUUACUCGAAAGCUUUCAAAACAGAUCUUGGACCAACCUGCUGUGCUUGUUGCUCAUGCUGUUGUAAUUGUUGCGGGGGAAGAGGAAUGGCGGACCUAGGCUGCAUGCAGACAGACUGCAUAUCCUCUUGCCUACAAGGAUGUGCCAAUUGUUGUCCCACUUGUAUUCCACAGCUCACCAACUUCGGUGUGUCACAGUUCUCGUUCGAAAAACCGUAUCGGCAGACAUGGUACAACGUGCUGCAGUACACAAAAGGCAAUAUCCAGUAAGUUAAAAGACUCGCUAUGUGAAACUUUCUAACUAUCAUCUGCACAAACAGCCAAAUGGACCGAUUUUUGUUCCAUUUUUACUAGCCGUGUAAGAAGGUGGUUAAGGCAAACUAAAAUAUCCCACAUGCAUAGCUGUAUUUAGUAAAGCAGGUCAGUAAUACGUAACUUACAAGCUGAUGUGGACCUUCUAUAAUUAUGAAUAAAUAUAAUAUCGAAUUACUUAUCUUAAAAGUCUUCUCGUUUCUUUUGUGAUUUAAGCUAUAGCUCAGCAGAAUGGUGCUUACCGUUGGAACACCUCCAAAGUGCCCUAACCAUGGUGAUAAAACUGGCUCAAGAGUACGCAAAAAAGCAUAAACAGUAUUCCCUGCUACCAAUUUAUGUGAGACUUGCACAUUCUGAUGAUUUGUUCCUGAGCCCUGCAAGCAAGUUUAGACCUGACGGAACCAUCAAUGAUAACAACUGUUACAUUGAGGUGAGAAAAAAAUCCUUUCUAAGAAUUACCAUAAAAUAAGACAUUAUAGUUGGUGUUAAGAAGAAAGUACCGGACUGGCGUGUCGUGCGAUUAGCGCGCGCGCGCUGAGAGACGAUUACUUACGAUUUCUUGCGUGUGUUUUUUUUUUUUUCCAGUUUUAGUUACAUUUUGGAGGAUUUUGUUUUUGACUUUGUUCUUUAAGUCGUUACCGUUUUGCUGUCUUUUUAUCAAUUGAACUUGCCUGCUUUUAAAGGAGAUUUUCGUUAUCGCUUCCGAACAGUAAGGAUUGAGUCUUUACUUCAUGCUUUUUUAUCUCUUUUUUUCCCCCAGGUACCAUUUCUCCCUGGAGCAUACGGCAUUGACGAGUUCCAGGAGAUGUUAGAGAACAAGCUCUACGAGGAGUUCAAAGCGAGGCCACACUGGGGAAAGAAUAAUCGCCUCAACCAGUCUAAGAUCGAGGAGAUCUACCACAAGGAUAGCCUGAAAAAAUGGGGAGAAGUGUAUAAGAUAUUUAACAAAGGAGGCCCGUUUGAAAAUCGCUUCACAAAUAAAAUGGGUUUUGCCGAGUUGUUUGAUCAUCCUAUCGACGAGCAGCCUUCUGCCUAAGAAGUAACGUCUUUUUACCUUUCAUUGUCGCUCUUAGAUUCUUUCGCGCGUAGGAAGAAGCGCAGUAGUUUAGGGGUAGAAUUCUAGAAUAGACUAGACUAAACUAGAAUAACCGAAGACUACGAACACUAAGAUGGAAUCAUUCCAUUUAAGAAUCAUCCUCUAGAGUGUCUUACAUUAUAAAUGUAGACCAUCCGAGCAAUGUAUAAACAUUUAUGAUUUGACUGAGCUAGCAGGAAAUUUAGAUUUAUAACGGAAUUCAACUUUAUAACUUGACAAAUCUGACUAAAUAGAAUAGUGAGUAACUCAGGCCGUCAGGAGUGCCGGUAUCUGGCACAGUGUGACAGAGUGCGAACAAGGUCUUAAAAACAACAGCCUCAUCGUUUGCGGCAUCUUUUAUGUAACUCUGUGGUAGAUAAAGGAAGUGUUCCAUUUUUUUUUUUUGGCCUAAUUAUUCAUAGGCAGCAGUAAGUUCAUCGCCGUACUUCAAAGAAGCCGAACUAAAUACAUAAAUUAUUUUAAUGUAUUUUUCAUGCUGUUUUUACUCGAGGGCAUGCGCAAAGUAGUGUUUUGCAGAAGUAAAAUGGCGUCCGUGGCGAUCAGUUGCGUGGCUGCGACCGAUAUAUUUAAUUUACAGUAUGCUCUGCUGGACAAAUAUGGCUUGGCCGCAAUCGAGGGAGUUUUUUUGUGGAACGCUGACUUUCUGGGAUAAAUGUUCACAUGAAGGACAAAUCCUUUCAUAAUUGACACACUUAGAUACCCUAAUAAAACCGAAAGAGCG
Molecule: messenger RNA, 6326 nt
Organism: Pocillopora meandrina
Lineage: Eukaryota; Metazoa; Cnidaria; Anthozoa; Scleractinia; Pocilloporidae
Source: the annotation of a GenBank genome assembly